This is a messenger RNA of Syngnathoides biaculeatus (alligator pipefish), 4155 nucleotides long. RefSeq names its product transforming growth factor, beta receptor 1 b (gene tgfbr1b). NCBI's taxonomy places the organism in Eukaryota, Metazoa, Chordata, Actinopteri, Syngnathiformes, Syngnathidae. The transcript has 9 exons. Gene Ontology annotation, molecular function: activin receptor activity, type I; SMAD binding; activin binding. Gene Ontology annotation, cellular component: plasma membrane; activin receptor complex. Gene Ontology annotation, biological process: nervous system development; transforming growth factor beta receptor signaling pathway; cellular response to growth factor stimulus. The record is from RefSeq and is a predicted model, not a curated record. Bases 42 to 1565 code for a protein of 507 amino acids.
AAGUUCGCUGCAGUCGGGUGCCAGUCUGGUCCGUAGCCACGAUGGAUACAAUACCUUACGUUUUGGUCCUCCUGCUUUUUGUAACAAGGAUACAGGAAAAUGAUGCUCUCCAAUGUCACUGUGAGCGCUGCAGUGCCAACUCAAGCUGUACAACAGAUGGCGUCUGUUUCGUCAAUAUCCGCAAGACAGGCAACCGGUUGACGACCGAGCUGCGCCAUUGUGUUCCCGAAAAGGAACUGUUCCCGCGGGAUCGACCCUUCAUCUGUGCCCCAUCCUUCAAGCACGACACAGUCCUUUUUCCGAUUUGUUGUACCACAGAUUAUUGCAACAAGGAGCCUGACCUCACCGUUGUCCCUGUCCCCACUGCUAAGACCCCAUCUCUGGGACCAGUAGCUCUUGCUGCGGUGAUUGCUGGGCCAGUGUGUGUAUUCUGCUUGCUGCUCGUUUUGGCCUUCUAUGCCUGCCAUAGCCACCGGGGGCUGGGGGCCGGCGGGGCAGGGGCCCACCAUCACCACCACCACCGGGUACCCAAUGAGGAGGAUCCCUCCAUGGACCACCCAUUCAUCACAGUCGGAACAACACUGAAGGACCUAAUCUAUGAUAUGACCACCUCAGGUUCAGGAUCAGGCCUGCCACUUCUUGUCCAGAGAACCAUUGCCAGGACCAUCAUUCUCCAGGAGAGUAUAGGGAAGGGGCGUUUCGGGGAGGUGUGGCGAGGCAAAUGGCGCGGUGAGGAAGUGGCUGUAAAGAUUUUCUCCUCCCGGGAGGAACGAUCUUGGUUCCGAGAGGCUGAGAUCUACCAGACUGUGAUGCUGCGACAUGAGAGCAUUUUGGGCUUCAUCGCUGCAGACAACAAAGAUAAUGGGACAUGGACUCAGCUGUGGCUCGUGUCAGACUACCACGAGCACGGCUCGCUGUUUGACUACCUUAACCGCUACACUGUCACCGUUGAAGGAAUGAUCAAGCUGUCCCUGUCCACAGCCAGUGGCUUGGCCCACCUUCACAUGGAAAUCGUCGGCACACAAGGUAAGCCAGCGAUUGCUCACCGAGAUCUGAAGUCGAAGAACAUUCUGGUGAAGAAGAACGGAACCUGCUGCAUUGCCGAUUUAGGUCUCGCUGUUCGCCACGACUCAGCUACUGACACAAUUGAUAUCGCUCCAAAUCACAGAGUUGGAACGAAAAGAUACAUGGCUCCAGAGGUCCUGGACGACUCCAUAAACAUGAAACACUUUGAAUCUUUUAAGCGAGCUGACAUUUACGCCAUGGGAUUGGUCUUCUGGGAGAUUGCCAGUCGUUGCUCCAUGGGAGGAAUCCACGAGGACUACCAGCUGCCAUACUAUGACCUGGUUCAGUCAGAUCCUUCAGUGGAGGAGAUGAGAAAGGUGGUUUGUGAGCAGAAGCUUCGCCCUAACAUUCCCAAUCGCUGGCAGAGCUGCGAGGCGUUACGCGUAAUGGCUAAGAUCAUGAGAGAGUGCUGGUAUGCAAACGGCGCUGCCCGGCUCACGGCGCUGCGGAUUAAGAAGACCCUGUCCCAGCUCAGCCAACAGGAGGGAAUCAAGAUGUAGAUCGCGAGCUACCAAACACACUUCAGACUGGCAUCCAUAUCAUUCGCAUUAUCAUCGACAUUGUUAUUCAUUCAUUUUUUUUUUCCUUCUCUGGAUCGGAAGGGAAGGUAAGACAUUAUUUCCCCAGUGGUCUCAUUUUCUCACCCUUAACUCACUCAGUGGUGAGUUCUGCAUUUGCAAUUGAAGACACCGGAAUCCAUUGAUGGAUGGAUGAAUGAGUGGGCGGAUAAAUGGCAGAAUCUGAUGAGGGACGGCAGUGCCCGAGGGCACUAAGAGUGGCAUUAAAGGAAGCCUCCGCCUAUUUUCCUCCACGCUCCUUUACUCGUAAAAGGAAGACUCUUCAAGACCCAUUAGGGCGACGGGAGUCCAUCCCAGUCUGGCCUUCAUCGCUCAGACAUCCUCAGGUAGAUUCAACAGCAGACGGUCAGCUGGUAUCACCUGAGAAGCCGCUGAGCUGCCUUACAUAUUCAUCAUCUCUGCCUCAUUUGUAUAUUAGCCUUUCACUAUUCACUUCACUGGGCUAUAAGCUACUCGCCUCAUUCGAUAAACAUUUGCGCUAACGCGAUGUGUCACAUUAGCCCGAUCCGCGGAGACGAUUUACCAACACAUUCUUGGAAGAAAUGUCAUUAUACAAAGUGCUCCCACAACACUAACUCAUUCUAGUCCGGGGUUAACCAUCUUUAGUUUGACUUUGGCAGUGAGAAACACGCAGCACGGGUAGUCAUUUUUAAUCAGCUUGGUUCAUCGAAACUGAAAACUAUUCAAACUGGAAAUUAAUACAACAUGCAGGAAGUUCUUCAUCCAUCAUUCUUAAGCAUUUUUUUUUUGUUGUUGUUGUUGUACCGAGAGGAGUAAAAUGAAGUCAUUCUUCACCUGGAGUAGUUGAAAAGUUGCUUUGAAGCUCAGCUGUGAUGGAUAGUAUUCAAGCAUGAUUAUUAUUCAUCAGAUGGUAGAUGGUGUGAGUGAGUAGCACUGGGGACCGAAGCGUGGACCAGAGUAUUACGACACCCUGUUUGUCAUCGCUUCACCAAUUUUGCACCCGGUUUUCGUUUUCUUACUCGUGUAUAUUUCCCCAUCUCCGCCGGUGUUAUCAUGGAGAUGGAAAAGGUCAGUUUAAUUUAUUAUUUUUCUUUUUUCUCUUGAGUGGCAGGGCAUCUUUUUCUUUUUUUUUUUUUCCUUUUGAAAAGUUAAAACUGGACACGACGAACUGGUUCAGUUUUGGCAAACAUGCUGCAUCAUAUGCAAUUUACAGUAGAUAAAUGUGUCUAUUUUCUAUACUCUGCUAAAAUACACAAACAACAACAACAAUCAGCUGCCAUCAUGCCUUCCAGUCCAGCUGUUACCGGAAAGUGCCAGUGCUUUAAAAAAAAAAAAAAAACAAACUCCUCUUGCCAGCUGCUGUGCAUGUACGCAGCUGUGUGUGUGUGUGUGUGUGUGUGUGUGUGUGUGUGUGUGUGUGUACUGUUUGUGUCAGAGGAGGCCGAGCAUACCCAAGCUCGUACUAUGCACACCCAAAAAAAAAGUCCAGUAGAAAAGCAAAGCUAUGUAACACCGCGCACAACACCGACAACAACCCAGCCUCGACCAUCUGGUGCCAUUUCAUGGCCUGCCCUCUGAACACGUGAACACGCAAACGCCUCAGAAAACAACUCUUGGACUUCUCGUCCAUCCGGUGUAGAGCGUCGGUGUCGGGAAACGGACCAUCCGUGAUGAGCUUUUUUGUUUGGGGCCAAUCGUAAACUCUUUCAUUGUGGAAAAACGAAGUAAUUCAAAAGCCCAGUCGUUGGGGACCCCGCCGCAAGAACCGCCACAGCUUUAGGAACCAAUACACAGCACAGGAACUUUUGUUUACAUAAGCGAGAGGUCAUCAAAACAGAGAAGCAGAAAAAUAGUUGAUCAAAAGUUCAAGAUUAUCCCCUAAACUAACAAAAUCAAGAAUGUUGUUCCUAUGAAAAGCUGAGCAUUUAAUCAAUAUUCUCAAUAACCCUCAAAUGCUCCGUGUACUAGUCCGCUUUUGGUCCUCACUAUAGGAUAACUACAUGUUACUAAUGAGACAAAACUGCAUUAGUUGACAUCUGUGCGCCACUCAUGAACCAUUAGAUGUCAACCAAUACAUUUUGAAACGUUACUCGUAGCACGUUGUUGUGCACUAGGCGCAGUUUUUCCUGCUAGUGAAAAGAAAGAAAACUAGUACCGUAAUUCCCGGCCUACAGAGCGCACCUGGUUAUAAGCCUCGUUUGUAAAGGAAAUACCAUUUGGUACAUACAUACGCCGCAGAUGUGUAAAAGCCACAAGUGCCCACAGUGAAACACGAGAUACAGUGGUACAUCGGUUUUUGAGCGAAAAUCGGAACUCGAACGCCUCUAACAAAACCCGGAAAUAACAGAACGCGCACGGCCAGACCAACUGACCCAUUGACGCACUUUGUUGUGAAUUCCCACCCCGGCGAAAAAACCCGUAAAUAAUAGAAUGGUCACAGCCAGACCGGCUGACUCACCCAAGAUGCGCUUUGUUAUUGUCAAUUCGAACGAAAAAGAAAAAAAAAGAAACGGAAAUAACAUAACUCGCGCGGCGGUUAAUCCGUUUUUUU